ACACCUAUAAGCUGUCAGUCUGAACAACCUCCACACAUUACACAAUGUAGCCAGAAUGUGGGUGUAUGGUGCAGACGAUUAGCAGGGGUUUAGUUAUGGUCGUUAUAAUGAAAGUUUGGUAUGUACGCAGCCAUAAAGGAAUGGCUGCCCGACAGACAAAUCUCAGGGUAAAAAUGCCCUCUCAUUUGUAGCUCACUGACUGCAGUGCCCUCCAACGGUGUUAUUGCCAAUGGCGUCACUUCGGCUCUCUCCCCCUAACAGACGCUCUGCAGUGUGCCUUCUUGACACACCUUUUGUUGUCUCGUCCAGCUAGAGUCGGCCAACGGUUGCUAGCGAGCAUCACCAGCCUCAACUAACGUUACGUGAAGUUGAGGCAAAAGAGUAACUCCGAAGCCGUGGGAGCCACGAAGUGACGGCCGACACCCUGCCAGGAUGAGUGGUGAUGGUAUGAACCCAGCUGCAGUGGCUCAGCCAGGAGAGGAUGUACGAGGAGAUGACCGGUGGAUGUCACAGCACACCAGAUUUGUGCAGGAGUGCAAGGAUGCUGAACCAGACGUGCUUUUUGUGGGAGAUUCUAUGAUACAACUAAUGCAGCAGUAUGAGGUCUGGAGGGAAGUGUUCUCCCCUCUUCAUGCGCUCAACUUUGGCAUUGGAGGAGACACCACCUGUAAUGUGCUGUGGAGGCUACAGAAUGGAGAGCUGCAAAACAUCCAUCCCAAGGUGGUGGUGUUGUGGGUGGGAACCAACAAUUACGAACACACAGCAGAGCAAGUUGCAGGAGGAAUUCUUGCUAUUGCGCAGCUGCUCACCUCCCGCCUCCCCAAUGCAAAGGUAGUUGUACUGGGUUUGUUGCCUCGAGGGGAGCAACCCAACCCACUGAGGCAGAAGAACGCGGCGGUUAACGACUUCCUGCGCUCCUGGCUGCCCCGCCUGGGCCAGGCUCUGCUCCUGGAUGUGAGCGGGGGGUUCGUUCACUCUGAUGGAGCCAUCAGCCCACAGGACAUGUUUGACUUCCUCCACCUGACAUCGACAGGUUACCGCACCAUGGCAAAGCCCCUCAGUGACCUGCUGCGGCAGAUACUGAACGAGGCGCCAGAGGACAGGCGCGCACCCCUGGUUUGAGGGCCGUGGCCGAGCAGCACGUCUAUCCAGAGGCAUGUCUCACCCGCUGCUAUGGGAGACGGGGUGAGACAUGUCCCUGCUAUCUGGAGGAGGAAUGGCUCACUCGUGGGGGUGAGAGGCGCCCCGAUGUGAGUGGGAUCACAUUCAUGAGUAGAGGGUGCUGAAGAUGGGGAGAGACCUCACUACAGAUGUAGACACUGUGAUAAUUUACAAAGUCAGACUUCUCUGAAUUACAGACAGAUAUACUGAGAUCAAGUGGGACUCCAGUGGCACACACAUACACACACACACAGAUUAAUUUUGGCCUGUGGAUAAAAUGACUGUUUACCUCAGUCAUCGGUGCCACGGAAACAUGAUACAAAUAUUAACACUUGAGAAGUCCAGUGCACGGCAUACUCACAGCAGGCAGAACAUUAUCUAACAUCGAGCAGUGGUUCUCAACCCGGAGUCAGUCGCCCCUCAGCUGUCACAUGACAAAUUAUAACUUUAAUGGGAUAAAAGGGGUAAAAAAAUAAAUUAUGUUGCUUUUUUUCUUACUUAUAAAACAAGAAUACUUCUAUCUCUUAAGACUAAAUUUAAACAAUAUUUGGUGGCAUUGUUUCCUGUAAAAAGGUUGAGAACCACUGCUGAGAUUUAUUGUAGUGAGCAGUAUUUAAACAACAAACAACAACAAAAACAGCUCUCAGUAUUAAGACGAUUUUGCUGAAAACAUAAUCCAAUGAAGCAAAUGUCAUGUAAAAUAAUUACAGAAAUGUAUUCUGGCUGUCCAGUUGUUUAUGCGUGCUAUAUCAUAUACUCUGCAAAACCAGGAGCACUUAUACCGCUAAAUGUUCACUUUUGAACUAAUUGGUUGUCUUUUUUUAACGGAUAAUCAACAUAAAUAGAUCAAUGUAUAUCUGGAGAGUUAACCACUUUCCCACAAACUACACACACUGCGGAUCACUACUUCAUCCUUGUGUCACUGAACUAAAUGUUCACCUGAAACUUGAUGUUAUAGGCUGCAUGCUCAAAAAUCACGUAUUCGUACAUAGUCGUCAUCAGUGAGACUGUUGCAGCUACUUGUCUUCCAAACACUCCCGACCCCGCUGUGCAAACACGUCGCUCACACCCGACUGGUGUAUUUACAUUUACUUGUAGAAUUACAUUUAACUCUUUGUGUGCAGAUACAUUUACUGUGACUUUUCAUACGUUUUGUUUUGCCAAACUAAGACCUGCCAGCUUUUAAAACGUUGCUCCGAACAACUUGUUAACUGUUAACCGAUUAUCUGUUGAAGGACAUUGUUGAAUAGAAACAAAGAUGUCAAUGACAUUGUGUGUGCACUGUUUUUCAGUCGUGAUGCACUUAUAGUAAAGCAGUUGAUUUUAUUUUUUCACAACAUACAAAAACAAAAGUAGAGCCUUCAGCUCAAGUACUCCAGUAGCUCCAGGUUAUUCCUCCCUCUCCUUCCCUAAAUACAUGCAUAUACAGUAUUUUCUCUUAAAAGCACAUCUUUAUUCUGUUUCUCCCUGUUUGUUGUCGCCUCUCACCCAGCCCUGCCUGGGCCCUGGCAUCUCUGUGGUGGAGUUACUGAAUAUAUUUCAGAAUAAAAAGUAGUCACACGGUUAAGCUACUGAUGACGGUUAUACUGAAUAUUGUCACGCUAAAUGCUAAAAAGCAAACACAGGUCAUGUCAAGAAAAGUGUUUGUCUGUGAGCUUCUACUGUAGCUUAGUUAUUUCUUCUGUUCAAACCGCGGCUGAGAGUCUCUGGAGCGUCGACAGCCUCCGACGUUAUUGCUGUCUUAAGCUCUGCACGUUUGCGUGCUGUAUAUAAAUUGUUUAUGUGUGUGUGUGUGUGUGUGUGCGUGCCUUAAGUGUUGAUGGGGACUGUGUGUCUGGUACUGGAUCGUGUCAGUUGGACGAAUGAGUGGAGAAGUGACCCCGGCUGUAUAUAAAACGUGUGAAGCUCGAGGAAGUGACGCUUGAAGGGGGUUCAGAUUGUUGGUGUGUGUUCAGUGUGAUACGCCAUUUGCACUGUUUUACCUCGUCACGUUAUUGAGUUAAAUCAUUCCAAUAAAACAAAGAAGGAUCUAA
Messenger RNA from Cyclopterus lumpus (lumpfish), 3194 nucleotides. It is a transcript of the gene pafah1b2, whose product is annotated as platelet-activating factor acetylhydrolase 1b, catalytic subunit 2. The coding region runs from base 433 to 1122 and encodes 229 amino acids. The transcript is spliced from 6 exons. NCBI's taxonomy places the organism in Eukaryota, Metazoa, Chordata, Actinopteri, Perciformes, Cyclopteridae. The record is from RefSeq and is a predicted model, not a curated record.